AUGGACUAUAAAGGCCACUCAGAUGAGGUCUCAGAUGGAAAUGAGAAAAAGGAAUCUAGACAUGGAGAAGAGACUUAUGAAUUAGGACCAACCACAAAAGCCAGUCUGGCUUCAAUAACUGAUGUAAAUGACAAUUUGAAAAUGGUGGUAUCCAGACGACUGCUCAAUCAGCAAACAAAAGGGGCAUACACAGGGUCAAAGGGAUCCUGCGAAGUCAGGCAGCUGCUUCACAACAAGUUCGCGGUUGUCAUGGGGGACUCCAUCCAGCGGGCGGUGUACAAGGACCUGGUCCUCCUACUGCAGAAGGAUUGCCAGCUGAAGACCAGGGGCGAAAUAAGCUUUGAGCGUGACGUGCUGCUGGAGGGUGGCAGGUGGGGCCGCAUGCACAACAGCCCCCACUACGGCGAGGUUCGCCAAUUCUGCUCCAGCCACCACCUGGUGCGCUUCUACUUCCUUAAGCGUGCGUACUCGCCUUACUUCGGGGAUAUCCUGGGAGAGCUGCGGUGGGGCCCGCAUGCCCCCGACGUGGUCAUCCUGAACUGUUGCCUCUGGGACCUCUCCAGAUAUGGCCAUGAUUUCCAAAGGAGCUACCGGGAGGACGUGGAGAGCCUGUUCCGGCGCCUGGACCAGGUCCUGCCCCAGUCCUGCCUCCUGGUGUGGAACACAGCCUUGCCUAUGUCAGAAGUCGUCUCUGGAGUCUUCCUUGCCUCGGAAAGCGAGACUUGCUGUACCAGCCUGCGGAAAGCCGUAAUGGAGGCCAACUUCUACAGCUGUACAAAGGCGGUCAGGCGUGGCUUCGACAUGCUGGACCUCCAUUUCCACUUCCGCCACGCGGGGCAACACCGGCAGUCAGAUGGCGUGCUCGGACGAGGCGCGCACCGGCACCUCUCCUAGCUCCUGCUGGCCCACGUGGUAGAUGCCUGGGGUGUGGACCUCCCAGGCCACCACCCAGUGGGCAGGUGGAUCAGGGAUGACCUUUCGCUUGUAGGCAGACGUGCAGGACCGGCAGGCAGGAGGCAGCCCCAAGACAAUCCAGGUGACCCAAGAGAACCAGCCUUUUCCUGGCUCCCACCCACUCCCCCUUGGCGACCUUCUGUGCCUUUUCCCCAGGCUCAGACCCUGUUCCCACACUACCAUCACAGCACCCUUUUUUCUUCAGAUCCACCUUUGCAGCUCCAGCAACUUUUUGAUUCCUCAACGCGCCAAGUCAGUUAUACCAGGGAAGCUCACACCGUGGUAGCCCGUGAACCAAGGCUGGGCCCCAUCUGCCGAGUGUCCACCCAGCGCUCAGGCCAUGCAUCUCCGCCUUACCCACCGCGGCACCCCAGUGGCCCACGCAGCCGCCACGGAAGGCACACAGAGAGACGAGUCCAUGCACAUCCCGAGACAAGGCCAGAGUAG
Messenger RNA from Marmota monax (woodchuck), 1401 nucleotides. Its product is annotated as PC-esterase domain-containing protein 1B-like. Lineage: Eukaryota; Metazoa; Chordata; Mammalia; Rodentia; Sciuridae. The record is from RefSeq and is a predicted model, not a curated record.